UUUGCAGCUUUACAGAAUCACUUUGCCUCUCGCCUCCGUGAGUCAACUCAAAAUUUCUCAGCAGGAACGACAAACGUUACCAUAAUGAACACUUUCAUUAGAACCGCAGCAUGUCUUCUUCUGUCAGUAGGACUGGCUGGAGCGUUGGUCUCUUAUGAAGCAUAUUGUAAGGCGUGUGUAAAAGAGAGUCAACAAGCGUCACUUUUCCCGCAUCCAAACAGAUGUGAUCAGUAUAUACAGUGUGACGUUAGUGGCAAUGUAACGCGGGCUUAUCUAAGAGCUUGUCCACCGUCAACAUUUUUCAAUAUGACAUUAAGAAUUUGCGCUCUCCAGGUUGCACACUGCAAUGAAACUUGUAAAAGUGGCUCAAGAUUCAAAGCGAUUGGUUCUUGUAACAACUACUAUGAAUGCGUCAAUGGUAAAUUUGACUCAACUCAGAAAUCCUGCCCUGACCAAUUUGCAGUCGAUCCCGAUACUGGUGCUUGUGUUGCCGAUGCUAGUUGCCCUCCAAGGAUAGUUCGCCCCGUAGGUAUGUAAUUAUCAACAUGUUUUGUAAAU
Octopus bimaculoides (California two-spot octopus) is the source of this 558-nucleotide messenger RNA. Its product is annotated as protein PIF. The record is from RefSeq and is a predicted model, not a curated record. Gene Ontology annotation, molecular function: chitin binding. Gene Ontology annotation, cellular component: extracellular region. Lineage: Eukaryota; Metazoa; Mollusca; Cephalopoda; Octopoda; Octopodidae.